Batrachochytrium dendrobatidis JAM81 is the source of this 339-nucleotide messenger RNA. RefSeq lists its product as uncharacterized. The record is from RefSeq and is a predicted model, not a curated record. The transcript has 3 exons. NCBI's taxonomy places the organism in Eukaryota, Fungi, Chytridiomycota, Chytridiomycetes, Rhizophydiales. Gene Ontology annotation, molecular function: proton transmembrane transporter activity. The coding region runs from base 1 to 339 and encodes 112 amino acids. Gene Ontology annotation, biological process: proton motive force-driven ATP synthesis.
AUGGCCAGUAUCGUCAAUCAGCAAUCUAUCAGCUUCCUUCGUUGGUCUGCCCUCGGUGUUGGUGUUUGGUGGGGAUGGACCCGCCAUCACUCUCUCACUCGUCUUGUCAAGGACCGUGCGGCUGAUACCGAAAAGGCUCACCAUAACCUUCUUGUUGAAGAGGCUCGAGUUGCAUACGAAGCUCAUUACAACAAAACUCAAAACGCUCUUGCCAAAAAGGACGGCGUUGCCUCCUGCGACUCGGACAGUAUCUUCUUUGACGCCGAUAAAUGGUCCAACUGGGCUGUUGCUCAGAAUGAUGCAGAAGAUGCUGCCGCCAAACUUUCUGCCAAAAAAUGA